Dama dama (fallow deer) is the source of this 675-nucleotide messenger RNA. Its product is annotated as basic proline-rich protein-like. The transcript has 2 exons. The record is from RefSeq and is a predicted model, not a curated record. The coding region runs from base 1 to 675 and encodes 224 amino acids. Lineage: Eukaryota; Metazoa; Chordata; Mammalia; Artiodactyla; Cervidae.
AUGGAGGCGCGGGCCCGGCGCGGGACUGAAAAACUGACACCGGGAGCCGGGGCCGGAAGCGCACAACUGUGGGGCGAGGAAAGACAGAGCCGGGGCUGCCGGAGAGUGGAGAUUGGGCAGGAAAAGAAACCCCCUUCCGGGCUGGCCCCGCUAACGCUCUCCAGCUCCGGACCCAGCUGCAGACACUGCAACGUACUUAACGCGCGGUCUACCGAAGCCGUUCUCUUGCCGGGAAACGUAGUUCCCAGUGUCCGCAGAGGGAGCCUGGCUUGUACCCAGAACUACAAUACCCAUCAGGCAAGGGGGAACGAGCCCUUGCCCAGGCCCCGCCUCCAGCCCGCCGCGGCCCCGCCUCCAGCCCGCCGCGGCCCCGCCUCCAGCCCGCCGCGGCCCCGCCUCCAGCCCGCCGCGGCCCCGCCUCCAGCCCGCCGCGGCCCCGCCUCCAGCCCGCCGCGGCCCCGCCUCCAGCCCGCCGCGGCCCCGCCUCCAACCCGCCGCGGCCCCGCCUCCAGCCCGCCGCGGCCCCGCCUCCAGCCCGCCGCGGCCCCGCCUCCAGCCCGCCGCGGCCCCGCCUCCAGCCCGCCGCGGCCCCGCCUCACCCCGCCUGGCCCCGCCUCACCCCGCCUCACCCCGCCUCACCCCGCUUCUUCUGGCCGGGCGGAGGCUGCGCCGUAG